AUGCGUCUUUCCAAUCUGUGUGUCUGGUUGUUGUGCACAGAUGCAUUUAUUCUCUAUGAAAUGCGUCUUUCCAAUCUGUGUGUCUGGUUGUUGUGCACAGAUGCAUUUAUUCUCUAUGAAAUCCGUCUAUCCAAUCUGUGUGUCUGGUUGUUGUGCACAGAUGCAUUUAUUCUCUAUGAAAUCCGUCUAUCCAAUCUGUGUGUCUGGUUGUUGUGCACAGAUGCAUUUAAUCUCUAUGAAAUCCGUCUAUCCAAUCUGUGUGUCUGGCUGUUGUGCACAGAUGCAAUUAAUCUCUAUGAAAUCCGUCUAUCCAAUCUGUGUGUCUGGUUGUUGUGCACAGAUGCAUUUAUUCUCUAUGAAAUCCGUCUUUCCAAUCUGUGUGUCUGGUUGUUGUGCACAGAUGCAAUUAUUCUCUUGAAAUCCGUCUAUCCAAUCUAUGCAUUUAUUCUCUAUGAAAUCCGUCUAUCCAAUCUGUGUGUCUGGUUGUUGUUCACAGAUGCAUUUAAUCUCUAUGAAAUCCGUCUAUCCAAUCUGUGUGUCUGGUUGUUGUGCACAGAUGCAAUUAUUCUCUAUGAAAUCCGUCUUUCCAAUCUGUGUGUCUGGUUGUUGUGCACAGAUGCAUUUAUUGUCUAUGAAAUCCGUCUAUCCAAUCUGUGUGUCUGGUUGUUGUGCACAGAUGCAAUUAUUCUCUUGAAAUCCGUCUAUCCAAUCUGUGUGUCUGGUUGUUGUGCACAGAUGCAAUUAUUCUCUUGA
This is a messenger RNA of Phycomyces blakesleeanus NRRL 1555(-), 753 nucleotides long. RefSeq lists its product as hypothetical. Bases 1 to 753 code for a protein of 250 amino acids. The record is from RefSeq and is a predicted model, not a curated record. The transcript has 2 exons. Lineage: Eukaryota; Fungi; Mucoromycota; Mucoromycetes; Mucorales; Phycomycetaceae.